Camponotus floridanus (Florida carpenter ant) is the source of this 4393-nucleotide messenger RNA. It is a transcript of the gene mAChR-B, whose product is annotated as muscarinic acetylcholine receptor gar-2. NCBI's taxonomy places the organism in Eukaryota, Metazoa, Arthropoda, Insecta, Hymenoptera, Formicidae. The record is from RefSeq and is a predicted model, not a curated record. Gene Ontology annotation, molecular function: G protein-coupled serotonin receptor activity; G protein-coupled acetylcholine receptor activity. The transcript is spliced from 5 exons. Gene Ontology annotation, cellular component: membrane; dendrite; synapse. The coding region runs from base 934 to 3729 and encodes 931 amino acids. Gene Ontology annotation, biological process: adenylate cyclase-inhibiting G protein-coupled acetylcholine receptor signaling pathway; G protein-coupled receptor signaling pathway, coupled to cyclic nucleotide second messenger; chemical synaptic transmission.
CGGGCGAUUCGCCUUGAAAGAUCGCGUCCGAGAACGACGGAGGUAGGAAGUCCGUACCUGGACCGGAAGGCAGAGGCUCGCGGCACGGACACAUCGAUCGUAAAUCGAUGCUUCGUGAAAUACAAUUGUCGUCGCAACGAUCAGUCGCAGAAACAUUGUCGCACAUGACUUGUCAAUACAACAAAAAUAACUUUCUUGUCGCGAUCGUCUGAAUCUGUCUCGCGCGAAUACGUAAUGCGGCGCACGAAGGAGAGCGAAGGAGAGCAGCGCAGUGAAAGCGGUCCGACCGGGGUCAGCCGUAGGGAUGUCGCGCGCGAAAAUGUCUCGGUGGAUCAUGUGUCCGGUGUGAUUUAAUUCAACAAGGUCAACCCUUCAGAUUCUGACAUUUCCGUCGGACAACAUCGAGUCGACCGCGACUUAUCGUCAAGGACUAUCGCGCGUAAGAUCGUUGAACGCAGAUUACGGUCUAGGACGAUCGAAUCGAUUGAAGUGCACGCGGCGGAAUCCUGCGACGGAAUUACGAUAUUUAACGAGUAUAGAUACGGAAUCGCUCGAGGACGAUCGAGAGUAAAUACCAAGGUUCAAGAUCCCACCUAAACUCCUUGUAAACGUCGAGUGUCGAUUGACUCUGUUGAAUAAUCGAUGUACCAAUGUCGCGAAAUAAUCCACGGCAGCCGUCGGUCGUCGCGCUGUCAGGUGACAGUCGUCGCGUGCCGAUCGGAGAACUUGGUGCCGACGCAUGCACGGAAGAUGGAAGUAAGAACUCGCGUUCGUGCGUCCACGUGGAGUACUAAGGACUGAAGUUUCGGAGUUCCGGUGGCCUAACUUCGGCACUGUCCUCCAGACGGAGGGCGCGCGAGGAUGUCCGAGAGAUGACUGGGUAUUGAGGAGGAGAGGGCGCAGUGACUUUGAAGUUGCUGCCACCUCGGUUUGAUGGGAAUGGAGAUGAACGGCACCGAAAGCAGCCUGAAUGGCACUGAGGUCAACCGUACUUCUGCGCCAAUCUUCACCAUUGGCACGGAUUUUAUCACACAAUGGAAACUGAAGAGACAACGGGAGCGUCUAUGUCGGUACGUGUACAACCAGAUUUUGACAGCAGAAUGUACCCAGUUAAAUAGAACAUGGCCUGACCCGGAUGACCCGCGCUGGAACAGCGGUGAAUAUGCGGAACUUCUACCCGACUGGUUCCCGACAAACGCAACGAAUGCCUCGGCAUUUGGAAAUGCAACGACUUCGUCGACGUUGGAUGAAUCUCUGACGCCCGUUUUGCCACCAUUCACGCUCUGGCAAACAGUUCUGAUUGCUAUCUGUCUGGCAAUAUGCAUACUGCUAACUAUUGGUGGCAAUAUCCUCGUUCUUCUGGCAUUCAUCGUAGAUAGAGCUAUCAGGCAACCGAGUAAUUAUUUCAUCGCAUCACUAGCUGCCACUGAUAUGCUUAUCGGCACCGUGUCGAUGCCAUUCUACACAGUCUACGUGCUGAUGGGAUAUUGGAAUCUGGGACCUCUUCUCUGCGAUCUAUGGCUGUCAGUGGAUUAUACGGUAUGUUUGGUGUCUCAGUACACCGUUCUGCUAAUCACGAUCGAUCGAUUCUGCUCGGUAAAGAUAGCUGCACAGUACCGUAGCUGGCGAACAAAGCAGCGCGUAAUUUGGAUGGUAACCAUCACCUGGAUCAUACCGGCCUUACUAUUUUUCAUUAGCAUCUUCGGCUGGGAGCAUUUUAUCGGUUUCAGAGAUUUAAACCCGGGCCAAUGCGCUGUACAGUUCCUUAAGGAUCCGGUGUUCAACACCGCACUAAUAAUCGGAUAUUAUUGGACAACAUUAAUCGUCCUGUUCAUUCUUUAUGGCGGCAUAUACAAGACCGCUUACGACAUGCAGAAGAAGAGCGAGGCUAAGCAGCGCAAGAUGCAAUCAAUGGUCGCGUUGAGUGCCGGUGCAAUGUCCGGUAUGGCCGGUCGUGCUGCUGGUAUAGGUAUUUCCAAGACUCAGAGCACCUUGUUGAGCCAAGACAAGCCGAAAAUCGGUGUCACAUUAGUGGAUGAUGGUGCUGUCGCUACGGAUGCAACGGCUACGCAGAAAACGGUCACGAAGACUACCGACGCCGUCGGAUGUGCACCAGAUGUUGCAAAUAAAAAUAUCACUGCGAACAUCGUAGUGACGGAAACCGAGAAAUCCGAACGCUCCAGCAGCCCCGUGUUUGAUUCUGAUGAGGAGAGCACCGCAGGCACUGCUCAGCAGCUCAACACUAUCAAAAAACGAUCCUCGUUGGCAGGUUUGGUAGCCCAAUCCGGCGCUCUUCAGGUUUUCGCCGCCAACGGACGCUUAAACGGUAUUAUGCCGGUCAAGGUUGAGCUAAGUGUGCCAACGACGAGGAGAUUGUUGCCGACGAGUCCUACACGUGACGUGGCGACACAGAAAGCUCAAACACUGCCCAAGAUACAGGAGCUCAAUCUCCUGGAUACCGACAAUCCCGCUGAGCCUGACAAAUCCAGCAGUUGUACGCUGACGCCUGAGCAAUCCUUAAAAUCGAACGAUGCCGACGGUAAUCAACAAUCGAUUCCCUCAGUCGAGGCGACGCCGCCCGCUCAACUUAAACGUGCGUCGAUCAAUAGCGUUCAGCAAAACAUCAUACCGCCGCCUACGCAGUUUCAGAGCAGCCCGCCCGUGUCGGAUAGCCCGACGACGUCCUCGUCAACCGACAGACCCAAGUCGUUGAUCGUAAGAUCCCACGGUCAAGGUACAUAUGAUAUCCUCACCGGUCUUGACGGUGGCGAUUUGCGAUACAUGGAUGAGAGUUCUAUCAUUCUGCCCAGUCCCUCUUACGAGAGUCCACCGUCUUCCUUCUCUUGCAGUUUGGCAAAUCCGCUGUCGACGGCACCUCCGUCGCCCAUUUUGGGUAGCGCUAUGACAGCCGGUGCAAGCACUAGUUUAUUGCAAACCGCUCUUAUCAGAGCGACAGCACAACAAGCUGGUACCGGUCAACUAGUACAGAUUGUGCAAAGUAAACAGCAUCAUCAACCAACGAUGUCGAAUGCAUCGAGUCAAACGCAUCCGCCGCGCGUGUUCAUCACACAUCAAACCAAUGUCGCGUCGCAGACGUCGCCUACUGUCAGCAAAGUACACACGGAGGUCUCUGUCAAUGCCGACAAAACGAAGCGUCAACCUGUUACAACAGUAGUCACAACUGCCGUGACUGUGCCGUUAGAUUUGUCCAAUAGUCCGACGGAUCGAUUCUCGGAUCAGCCUACUAAAGCGAGUAGUAAUCCACCACAAAACUCGUCAUCCAGCAGUAUAAUGCCAACGGCCUCGGCUACAAACAGUCAGGAAACGAAGACCCAAUCUAAGAAGAAAGAAACCACGGACACGGAACAAAGCGGUUCCAGACGGGACUUUGUCAAGUCUAUCGGAAAACGAUUGAAGGCUAAAACGCAGAAGAAGGAUCUCACGAUAGGUCGACAGAAAUCACGAACGGAGAAUAGGGCACGCAAAGCUUUUCGUACGAUAUCCUUUAUCUUGGGCGCGUUUGUUGCUUGCUGGACUCCUUAUCACAUAUUAGCACUGGUAGAGGGAUUCUGCGCAAAUCCACCGUGCACGAACGAACAUCUCUUCAUGUUUUCAUACUUUCUGUGCUAUGCCAAUAGUCCCAUGAAUCCGUUUUGCUAUGCCUUGGCGAAUCAGCAGUUUAAGAAAACUUUCACCAGAAUACUGAGAGGUGAUCUGCAUAUGACAUAAGGCAAGGCGAAUCGUUCGAGGAUGUUCUCGUUUCGAUAAUAUAACUAAUAAUUGUAGGCAACACGAACUCUUUUUGCACAGAAGAUGGCCUUCCAUACUUGAUACCGAAUUAUAUUCACAUGUCUGUAAAACUGUGUUGAACUCCGGACAAUAAUAAAAUGAGAAUAAUAUUAAGACUCGCCGGGAAAUCAGAUUACCCGCCUUUUGUACAUAAUGUAUCGUUAAUACACACGAGCUGAUCGAAAAUCAUACUCUUAUGUAUUGUAUAUAUGCUGUACACAUGUGUGAAUAUAUUUGUUAAUGUGUAUAAUGUGUAGUGUGCUGAGAAUGUACGUAGAUGUCAUGUACAAGUAGUAUUAAGCAAACAUAUAUAUUGUAUUAUGAUAAGCACGAUGCUAAAUCGAAUGCAUUCCUAAUACUUGCGAUUCAAACGGAAUAACGAUCCAUAUGCUAAAAUCGUAAGAGCUUGCGAAAUUUAACGCUACGUAGGACGCACCUUACGUAAUUAAAAUAAUAUAAUAAUGAAGUUAAUAAUAAGUUCUAAAUACAGUCGAACGAAAAUAUCGUUCAUCACGAAAGACGAAAAGUGAUGAUAUUAAAUAAAUAAGACAUUACCCGACUAUAUAUUGUAAAGCAAUCCACCGUUUUGAAUGGAGAACCAGUA